CUCGCAGGAGCAUUCAUGUCCUUCAGAUGUGUCCAUCACAAAGGGUCCAUACUACAUCCCAAAUUCUAUAGAGGCCGGCAGGAUACCGUCAAGGAAAAAGCCGAACCAAAACAAUAAAAAAACGACUCUGGAAGUCCAAGUGUUGCCGGCAACCCUCCCUUCCCAAGCUCAAACGACGAACAUCUCCCUCCCAACAUCAUGAGCAGCACCUCCCCGGCCUACCCCCGCCCAGACUUCCAGCGGCCCAACCUAAACUGGACCUCGCUCAACGGGCCCUGGGACUUCUACUUUGACGACGAGGACGCCGGGCUGGGCGAGGGCUGGCACCUCAGCAGCCCGCCCGCCUCCCUCAAACAAACCAUCCAGGUGCCCUUCGUCUUCCAGGCGCCGGCGUCGGGGAUCGGCGACCGCGGCGCGCACGAGGUGCUGUGGUACUCGCGGCGCAUCAGGGACAUCCGCACGGCCGAGGCCAGGGCGAGGGGCGACCGGCUGCUGCUGCGGUUCGGCGCCGUCGACUACGAGUGCCGGGCGUGGGUGGGCGGGGUCCCCGUCGGCGGGCACAGGGGCGGGCACGUCCCCUUUGACCUGGACAUCUCGGAUGCACUGUUGUCGUCGUCGACGGCGGCAGGUGGUGGUGGAGGUGGUGGAGGUGGUGGAGGAGAGCAGGAUACAACAACAGCAACAACAACAACAACAACCCUCACCCUCCGCGUGCGCGACUCCCCCUACGACCUGACGCAGCCCCGCGGCAAGCAGUUCUGGGGCCCCGCGCCCGAGGGCAUCUUCUACACGCCGAGCAGCGGGGUCUGGCAGGGCGUGUGGCUCGAGGCCGUGCCGCGCAUGCGGGUCGCCAGCAGCAGCGAGGGGACGGUGCUGCGGUCCGACGACAUCGCGGGCGGCGUGCUGCACGCGACGGUCGGCGUCGUGGGCCGCAGGGCGCGGGGCCCGGCGUCGGUGGAGAUGGCGGCGUCGUUCCUGGGGUGCGAGGUCGGCUGCGUGACGGGCGGGCUGCCCCGGGACAGGGAGCUCGCCGGCCUCGACCUCUCGCUGCGCCUGCCUGAGGGCGAGCUGGGGCGGGUCGCGGGCACGCUGGCUGGGGACAGGACCGUCUGGCGCGACGGGCUGGCGCUGUGGUCGCCCGAGCACCCGCUGCUGUACGACCUGACGAUCCGGCUGCGCGACGGCAGCGACGAGGUCGUGGACGAGGUGCACACCACGGCGGGGAUGCGCAGCAUCGACUGGGCGCGAGGGGACGGCACGUUCCGGCUCAACGGCAGGCCCAUCUUCCAGUCGCUGUGCCUGGACCAGGGCUACUGGCCCGGCACGCUGAUGACGCCGCCGUCACAGGCCGCGCUGCGGGACGACAUCGAGCUGGCCAAGGCGAUGGGCUUCAACGGGUGCCGCAAGCACCAGAAGGUCGAGGACCCGCUCUUCCUGUACUGGGCCGACCGGCUCGGGUUCCUGGUGUGGGGCGAGAUGGCCAACGCGUACGCGUUCGGGGCCGAGUAUGUCUCGCGGUUCGACCAGGAGUGGGCCGAGGCCGUGAGGCGCGACAUCAACCACCCGUGCGUCGUGGCCUGGACGCCCGUCAACGAGAGCUGGGCCUACCCGGACCUCACGGCCAACUCGCGGGCCGCCCUCGGCCAGCGGAGCCACCUCCGCGCGCUGUACCACCUCACGCGCGCCCUCGACCCGUCCCGCCCCGUCAACGACAACUGCGGCUGGGAGCACGUCGCCACCGACCUGAGCACCUUCCACGAGUACGCCGACGGGCCCGAGGUCGCGCGCAUCUGCUCCACGCUGCCGGGGAUCCUGCACCGGCUGACGGGCGAGCCCAGGGGGCGCCCCAUGUUCGUGGGCCCUGUCUAUGGCCCGGGCGGCGUGGUGCUCGACCCGGGGGCGCUGCACCGGCCCGGGGCGCCGGUGCUGAAUACCGAGUUUGGGGGGGUUAAUAUCGCGCCGGCGGGGGACGACGAGGCCCAGGGGGAGAGGGAGAGGGAGAGGUUUGGUACUGGGGACUGGGGGUACACCACGGCCAGCGACCCCGAGGACCUGCUGAGGAGGAUCGAGAGGCUGGCGCUUGGUGUUGUUGGCGGGGGGCACUGCUGUGGGUUUGUCUAUACGCAGCUGACCGACAUCGAACAAGAAGUCAACGGGGUCUACUCCUUCGACCGCAGGGCCAAGAUCGACCCGGCCAGGAUGAAGGCCAUCUUCGACAAGGCCGCCAGGGUCUACCUGGACGGGCUGCAGGGCGAUAGGGAAUGGGAGGUUGCUGGGGGCAGCGCGGGGCUGCCGAUCUCGUCAUCGUGAGGGUGGCAUGGCUUUGUCGGUUGUGUGUAGAUCUAGAUGUAGACAAUUUGGAUGUCGUGCGAUGGUGUUGCACGCCUGAUCCCUGUCACUUUUGUUAUGUGUUGC
Diaporthe batatas is the source of this 2415-nucleotide messenger RNA. RefSeq lists its product as uncharacterized. Bases 199 to 2310 code for a protein of 703 amino acids. NCBI's taxonomy places the organism in Eukaryota, Fungi, Ascomycota, Sordariomycetes, Diaporthales, Diaporthaceae. Gene Ontology annotation, molecular function: hydrolase activity, hydrolyzing O-glycosyl compounds. The record is from RefSeq and is a predicted model, not a curated record. The transcript is spliced from 2 exons. Gene Ontology annotation, biological process: carbohydrate metabolic process.